Molecule: messenger RNA, 1090 nt
Organism: Solanum pennellii
Lineage: Eukaryota; Viridiplantae; Streptophyta; Magnoliopsida; Solanales; Solanaceae
Exons: 3
Coding region: 38-1090 (350 amino acids)
Molecular function (GO): zinc ion binding
Source: RefSeq, a predicted model, not a curated record
UCUUGCAAGGGAGAAUUGUUGGUUGCUGUUGGUAGAAAUGGAAAUCAACAGAUGUUUCCAAUCGCAUGGGCUGUUGUUGACACAGAGACAAAACAUAGUUGGAGUUUUUUUUCUCAAGUACUUGAUAGAAGAUCUGAACUUAGGCACAGGACAUGGACUGACUGUUAUGUCAGAUAUGCAGAAGGGCCUUGUACCAGCUUUAUGUGAGUUGCUACCAGAUAGUGAGCAGAGAAGGUGUGCUAGACAUAUCUGGUCCAACUGGCAUCAAUUAUGGAGUGGUGAAGAAAGAAGGAAACAGUUCUGGAGAUGUGCUAAGUCAAGUUUUGAAGUGAAAUUUGAAGAUGAGAUGGAUAAACUCAACAAAUUAGGUAAUAAAAUUUGUGAGGACUUGUUGCAUUAUGAAAAAACUACUUGGUGCAAAGCAUAUUUUAAAGAGCAUUCUAAGUGUGACAUUGUUGAAAACAAUAUGUGUGAAACUUUUAAUUCUUGGAUACUAGUUGCUAGACAUAAGGCUAUCAUAACUAUGUUAGAGGAGAUUAGGCACAAGAUAAUGGACAGAAAUAUUGCAAUGAGGCAAUUUGCUGAAACUUGGAUCUCAGAUAUCUCUCCUAUGGCUAGACUAGUACUAAAAGAGAACAAAGAUCUUGCUAGAUUUUUUGAAGUUAGAUUCAAUGGUGAUAUUGGGUAUGAAAUCUUAGAUGGUCAAUACAGACAUAUUGUUGAUAUAAGGAAGAAGACAUGUACAUGUAGAACAUGGCAAUUGAGGGGCAUACCAUGUCAACAUGAUGUGCUUGCAUAUCAGCACAAUGACAUAGAACCUGAACAUAAAGUGGUAUAUUGGUAUAGGAAAGAGACUUUUUUGAAGGCUUAUAACCAUUUUCUACAGCCACUACCAAACAUGAAAAUGUGGCCUCACACUAGUGGUGUAGUGAUUGAACCUCCUGAACCAAAAGUCAUGCCUGGUAGGCCACCAAAGUGCAGAAGAAAGGCAAAGAAUGAGCCUAGAAAAAAGCUGAAAAGGGACAACCUUGAGGCUACCCAAACAGGAAACCAAGCUCAAUCCAACCACCAAUGUCUAGCCAACCAUUAA